Molecule: messenger RNA, 1674 nt
Organism: Equus caballus (horse)
Lineage: Eukaryota; Metazoa; Chordata; Mammalia; Perissodactyla; Equidae
Gene: TOMM40
Product: translocase of outer mitochondrial membrane 40
Biological process (GO): protein import into mitochondrial matrix
Cellular component (GO): mitochondrial outer membrane translocase complex; mitochondrial outer membrane
Molecular function (GO): transmembrane protein transporter activity
Source: RefSeq, a predicted model, not a curated record
GAGCCAAUGGGACAGGCGGGGCGGGGCGAUGGUGGCGGCGGCGGCAGCAGCGGGUUCGGUUGCGCGUGGCGCACGGGGUGGGAGCGGAGCCCAGGCCGGGAGCAGGCGCUGCAGCCAGCGACCAUGGGGAACGUGUUGGCCGCUAGCUCUCCGCCCGCGGGGCCGCCGCCGCCGCCCGCGCCCGCCCUCGUGGGACUGCCGCCGCCGCCGCCCUCUCCUCCCGGCUUCACGCUGCCGCAGCUCGGGGGCGGCCUGGGCGCUGGGGCCGGCGCGGGUCGAGGCUCGGAGCGGACGCCGGGGGCUGCGGCCGCCAGCGGCGCAGGGAGCGCGGACGAUGGGGCCUGCGGCUGCCUGCCGAACCCGGGCACGUUCGAGGAGUGCCACCGGAAGUGCAAGGAGCUGUUUCCCAUUCAGAUGGAAGGUGUCAAGCUCACGGUCAACAAAGGGUUGAGUAACCACUUCCAGGUGAACCACACAGUCGCCCUCAGCACAAUUGGGGAGUCCAACUACCACUUCGGGGUCACGUACGUGGGGACAAAGCAGCUGAGUCCCACUGAGGCGUUCCCCGUGCUGGUGGGGGACAUGGACAACAGCGGCAGCCUCAAUGCUCAGGUCAUUCACCAGCUGGGCCCCGGGCUCAGGUCCAAGAUGGCCAUCCAGACGCAGCAGUCGAAGUUCGUGAACUGGCAGGUGGAUGGGGAGUACCGGGGCUCCGACUUCACGGCCGCCGUCACCCUGGGGAACCCGGACGUGCUGGUGGGGUCAGGGAUCCUCGUGGCGCACUACCUGCAGAGCAUCACGCCGUGUCUGGCUCUGGGUGGGGAGCUGGUCUACCACCGGCGGCCCGGGGAGGAGGGCACCGUCAUGUCUCUAGCUGGGAAAUACACAUUGAAUAACUGGUUGGCGACCGUCACGCUGGGCCAGGCGGGCAUGCACGCCACAUACUACCACAAAGCCAGUGACCAGCUGCAGGUAGGCGUGGAGUUUGAGGCCAGCACGAGGAUGCAGGACACGAGUGUCUCCUUCGGGUACCAGCUGGACCUGCCCAAGGCCCACCUGCUCUUCAAAGGCUCCGUGGACAGCAACUGGAUCGUGGGCGCCACCCUGGAGAAGAAGCUGCCCCCGCUGCCCCUGACGCUGGCCCUCGGGGCCUUCCUGAACCACCGGAAAAACAAGUUCCAGUGCGGCUUCGGCCUCACCAUCGGCUGAGCCCCCCACCUCGCCGCCACGCCCUUCCUCCUCCAGAUCCCCCCCUCCCUUCCCUCCUCCUCAGGUCCGGGGGCAGCGGAAAGGAGGGGAUCCGCCACCCCAGCAGCUGAGGGGGACUCUGGAACCGGCUCCAGGAUCGGGAGCAGCAGGGGCCAUGUGCCCAGGGGGCUGGGGUCCCGGAAGGGGCUCCAGAGUCGAGGACAUGGGGUUCUGGGCACCAGGGGCAGAGGGGCCACAAACCUCAGGGAGGUGUUGGGGUGUCCCCGUCCCCCAAGGGCCCUGGGCCCGGCCCCGGGGGGCAGCAAGGAGAGGAGCUGCCAGCCCCGGUCACUCCGCCCGCCCGCCUUCCCUCCCCCCCUCCUCGGUAGAAAUCAUGUUUAUAAGUUAUGGAAGAACCCGGACGUUUUACAGAAAAAGACAAAAACAAGAACAAAAAAUAUACAUAAAAAACCAAGUGAAGUGGGA